AUGAUACGGCAAGCGUCUUCACUGGCUCCUCUUCCUAGCCCAACCCUUUUCUGCUCUCACCUCCGUUUCCACAAGCAGAAGAGGGGCAUCUGAUGGCUGCUGCUAUCCAGGAGGUGGCCCUGAGCUCCGGAUCCAAGGCCAUGCCCCGCAUUGCUAUGGGCACUGCCUCCUACCCCUUGGCGCCCUUCGACGCCACUCGGGACGCCAUACUCCGCGCCAUCAAGAUCGGCUACCGCCACUUCGACACCGCCGCGCUCUACUCGUCUGAGGAGCCGCUAGGCGAGGCCGUAGCAGAAGCGCUCCGAUUGGGGUUAAUCGCCUCCCGGGACGAGCUCUUCAUCACCUCAAAGCUCUGGAUCCAGGACGCCCAUAGCCAUCUCGUGCUUCCUGCCUUGCAAAAGUCACUUAGGAGCCUUCAAUUGGAGUACCUUGACCUCUAUCUCAUUCACUACCCCAUUUGCGCCAAACCAGGAGGCCUUAAUACAGCAAUUGAAAACUUUGUAUCAAUUUCAAAUGAUGAACUAAUGCCAAUAGAUAUAAGCUCAGUAUGGGCAGCCAUGGAGGAGUGUCAAAGGAUGGGGCUUACUAAAUCCAUUGGAGUCAGCAAUUUCUCCAUUAAAAAGAUUGAGAAACUGCUCUCUACUGCAACAAUUCCACCUGUAGCCAACCAGGUGGAGGUGAACCCUCUUUGGCAACAAAAGGAGCUGAGGGAGUUUUGCAUGGCUAAAGACAUUCAGUUGUGUGCUUACUCGCCAUUGGGAGCCAGAGGAACAACCUGGGGUCAAAAUUGGGUCAUGGAGUGUGAGAUUCUACAACAAAUAGCCAAAGCUAAAGGAAAGACUCUUCCUCAGAUAUGUUUGAGGUGGGUUUAUGAGCAAGGAGACUGUGUGAUAGUGAAAAGCUAUAGUGAGAAAAGAUUGAUGGAAAAUUUGGACAUCCUGGACUGGGAGUUGAAUGAAGAAGAGAGGGAGAGCAUCAGUAGAAUUCCUCAGCGCAAAGGAAAUCAAGCUCUGUUCUUCGUCGCAGAGAACGGUCCCUAUAAAUCUAUGGAAGAGCUUUGGGAUGAUGAAAUAUGAUGAACGUUUAGCUAAAUGAUUUAAAUUUGUUUCUGAUGUAAGUUUCUCUUAUGAUGUCAAAACCUGCCCUAAUGGCUUCCCUUCAUUGAAUAAAGGUUCCACGGGCCCACGGUUGCAUUUUAA
Messenger RNA from Zingiber officinale, 1199 nucleotides. Its product is annotated as deoxymugineic acid synthase 1-like. Bases 93 to 1076 code for a protein of 327 amino acids. Gene Ontology annotation, molecular function: aldose reductase (NADPH) activity. NCBI's taxonomy places the organism in Eukaryota, Viridiplantae, Streptophyta, Magnoliopsida, Zingiberales, Zingiberaceae. The record is from RefSeq and is a predicted model, not a curated record. The transcript has 4 exons. Gene Ontology annotation, cellular component: cytosol.